Molecule: messenger RNA, 3508 nt
Organism: Beta vulgaris subsp. vulgaris (sugar beet)
Lineage: Eukaryota; Viridiplantae; Streptophyta; Magnoliopsida; Caryophyllales; Amaranthaceae
Product: protein SEMI-ROLLED LEAF 2
Exons: 20
Coding region: 331-3327 (998 amino acids)
Source: RefSeq, a predicted model, not a curated record
CUCAAAAAGUAUCAACAAUGCCAAGUUGCCAUCUUUUCUCUCGAGUGCCAAACUGAGGACAAUCACGUGACCUUUCUCUUCCCUCCUUUAUUUUUACCUCAAACCACGCGCCCUCUUCUUCUUCCUCUAUUCUCCUCCCUCCUCUCUCUCUCUCUCUUCUUGUAUGUGUCAGCCUUUUUGAUUCUCUCAUUCACAUUCUAAUUUCUACAUAUAGUUUUUGCUUCAAUUUCAAAUAAAAUUUCUCCCAAAACGAAGAAAACACACCAAAAAAAAAACCCCUUUUAGAAGGGGCUUCCUUUCACUCCCCUAGAUCUGCCUCUUUGCUGGGAAAUGGGGAUCAUUUCCCGGAAAUUAUUCCCAGCAUGUGGGAGUAUGUGUGUUUGUUGUCCUGCUCUAAGGUCCAGAUCCAGGCAACCUGUUAAGCGCUACAAGAAGUUGAUUGCUGACAUAUUUCCAAAGUCUCCUGAUGGUCAGACAAACGAGCGGAAACUUGUAAAGUUAUGUGAGUAUGCUGCUAAAAAUCCUGUUCGUAUUCCUAAGAUCACUAAACAACUUGAAGAGAAAUUCUUCAGAGAAUUGCGAUAUGGACACCUGAAGAUUGUUGGCAUUGUCAUGGAAGCUUAUGAUAAGUUGCUCUGCAUGUGUGGGAAACAAAUGGCAUACUUUGCUGCCAGUUUGUUGCUCCUUAGUGAUGAGGUUUUGGACCAGUCAAAGGAGGUUUCCGUGCAAGUAGUUGGAUGCCAAACAUUAACUCGAUUUAUCUACAGUCAGACUGAUGGUACUUAUGCCCGCAAUAUUGGAACUUUUGUUAACAAAGUAUGCAUGUUAGCUAAGGAGACAGGGGCAGAGCAUCAAAAGCGCUCCUUGCGAGCCUCAAGCCUACAGUGCCUUUCAGCUAUGGUGUGGUACAUGGCUGAAUUUUCCCACAUUUAUAAUAAUGUUGAUGAGGUUGUGCAAGUUAUAUUGGACAGCUAUGAGGAAGAAGUGCAGAAUGAGGAAAGGGAAGAACCACGUCAUCAGUGGGUGGAUGAGGUUGUUAGAUGUGCAGGAGGAGGAAGUGGUGUUGCUGGUGCUGCGAGUCCUUGCUGUACUGCUGUCAGGCCUCACCCUAAUAGAAAAAACAUUUCUUCAUUGACAAAAGAGGAGAUUGAAAAUCCAAGAGUGUGGGCUCAAAUUUGUCUCCAAAGAUUGGCUGAGCUUGCAAGAGAGAGCACCACGAUGCGUCAGGUUCUAGAGCCAAUGUUUAUAUAUUUUGAUACUGGGCGCCACUGGUCUACUCAGCAGGGUUUGGCUGUCACCGUUCUGUGUGAUAUGUGUUAUUUCAUGGAACUUCCAGAAAAUCAGCAGAUAAUCUUAAAUGGCAUAAUACGUCACAUGGACCACAAAAAUGUUUCACAUGACCCAGUAGUUAAGUCUUGUGUUGUCCAAGUUGCUGCAAAUGUGGCAAGGCAGAUUAGGUCUGGUGGAACUCUUUCGGACGUUGGAUGCGUUAGUGACUUGUUGCGACACUUGAGGAAGAGUCUCCAGUCAAUUGCUGGUCCAACUGGAGAACAAGAGAUCAACUUGAAUAUCCAUCUACAAAAUUCAAUCGAAUCUUGCUUACUCGAAAUUGCAAAAGGGAAUAAGGAUGCAGAUUCAUUGUUUUACUUGAUGGUCAUAGCAUUGGAAAAGUUACCCCCUGCUGGAGUAGUUGCACGUGCAACCAUGGGUUCAGUGUUAAUUCUUGCUCAUGUAUCAGUGGCGGUUCAUUCCCAUCUACAGCUGGCCUUCCCAGAAGCUCUUCUUAUCCAAAUUUUGAAAGCUAUGCUGCACACAGAUACUGAGGCACGUAUUGUGGCCCAUCAGAUAUUUUCUGUUCUUUUGUUUCCAAGCUCUUGGAGAUCAUACGAGACAAGGAGAUUGCAGUCUAACCGGAGAUCUGGACUAGCUUCAGUCACUGAUUUACUUGAUAAGCUUCGGAAAGAAAAGGAUGUCAAGGGAGAAAAGAAUGGGGAUAGUGGUUUGGAUGAGUUUAGGGGAGGAGAAGUUCCGGAGGAUGAGUGUAAAGAGGGCCGGACUCAUCGAAGCUCCCCCAACUUCUACAAGUUAAGCUCAAUUAUUGACCGGACAGCUGGAACAAGCAACUUCUAUGAGGAAACUUGUACAAUGAAGCUGACUGAAGAUCAGAUGUUGCAAUUGCUUUCUGGCUUCUGGAUACAGACCAACCUUUCAGAUAAUUUACCAUCGAACUUUGAAGCAAUAGCUCAUUCUUAUUGUUUGAUGCUCAUAUCUUCACACAUUAAGAACACAAACCACAGUGUCGUUGUGCGCUUUUUCCAGCUACCCUUGUCUCUAAGAAAUGUUUCAUUGCGUGACUGUGGGAUGUUUCCGUUUGCUUGCCGGAGAUCAAUGUUUAUAACAGCAACCUCCAUGCUAAUGUUUGCUGGCAGAAUGUAUCAAAUGCUUGAGCUGAAUGAUAUGCUGAGGUUACAAAUUACAUCUGAUGUUGAUCCCUAUAUGGGUAUCAAUGAUGAUCUUCUGGUGUAUGUUAAACCUCAAAUGGAAAUUGGACAGUAUGGUUCAGCAAUUGAUAACCAAGCUGCUAUCUCAUUCCUCUCUGAAUUAAGAGAGAAGAAUCUUGAACAAGAAAAGAUUACACUUGACAUUAUAGUGCGACACCUAUGCUGUAUUAUUAAGAUAAAGGAAGAAGAGCUACUCAGUCAGCUGUCUGACAUAUUCACUCCUGACGAGGCUUUCAUCUUCGCUCCAAAAGAAUUAAGAGAAUUGGAUCAUACUCACAUCAUUCGCCAUUUGAAGGAGUCCCCUUCUCUGGACGGUGAAUUAUCUUUGAGCUCAGUUGUUGAAGAUGACGUGACAAGUUCAUUAUCUAAUUUGAAUAUUACUGGCCAAAAGGUGGUGCCUCAUUCUCCUUCAGAUUCUCAUAUCAUGAGCAUUGGACAACUUUUAGAAUCAGCACUUGAAGUGGCUGGACAAGUAGUUGGGACAUCAGUAUCAACCUCUCCCCUAUCUUACAGCACCAUGGCUGGUCAAUGUGAAGCUCUUGAGGCGGGCACUAGGAAGAAGCUCUCCAAUUGGUUGGCGCAGGAAAACUCCUCUUCUGGCGAGGCUUUUGCUUUUCCAUCUGAUGCAGCAACAGUAACUUAUCCGGUUUCACCUCGUGCUGGUGAAGUGCAUAGAGAAAUGGGAUCCAGUGACCAGUUUAACACUCUUAGAUUGCCGCCUGCUAGCCCCUUCGACAACUUUCUCCAUGCAAUUUCUGGCCCGAAACCCAUGUUAGCUGGACUAUCUCCACGAACGGAGUUGGACACAGAAGUGGAGUGGCAUUAGUGUAUCAAGUUUGGUGUUAGUGUGUACUAUGUUAUCUAAUUUUCUGUUUGAUUACUGCUAAGUGCUAACCAAGUAGGCGUAUGUAGGUGUUUUAACUUGCACAGCUAUGUAGCUUAAGAGAAUGAAAACGAAGCUUCCCUCGAGUUAAGGAAUCUAAUUGAGAAAUCAGUGACUUGGUGUC